This is a messenger RNA of Acanthisitta chloris (rifleman), 601 nucleotides long. RefSeq names its product family with sequence similarity 133, member B (gene FAM133B). The record is from RefSeq and is a predicted model, not a curated record. The transcript has 8 exons. Lineage: Eukaryota; Metazoa; Chordata; Aves; Passeriformes; Acanthisittidae. The annotation marks the transcript as partial.
GGAAGAAGUGAAAGAGCAACUAGAAAAGAAAAAGAAAGGGUCCAGGGCUUUGGCUGAGUUUGAAGAAAAGAUGAAUGAGAAUUGGAGGAAAGAACUGGAAAAACACAGGGAGAAAUUACUGGGGGGAAAUGAGAGUUCCUCCAAAAAGAAAGAGAAAAAGAAAAAGGAAAAGAAGAAAUCUAAUAGGUUGUCUUCAUCUUCCUCUUCUUCAUCAAGCUCUGAUUCUUCCAGCAGUUCAUCUGAUUCAGAAGAUGAGGAUAAGAAGCAAGGGAAGAAAAGAAGGAAAAAGAAGUAUCGCUCCUCACGGAAGUCUUCAGCAAGUUCAACUUCGGAAUCUGAGUCAGACAGCAAGGAUAGCACAAAAAAGAAGAGGUCAAAGGAAGACUGUGAAAAAGAGAAGGAAGGUAAAAAUCACCACCGGAAAAGGAAGAAAGCUGAUCGUGGCGAUGGACCUUUAUCAUCAGAAUCUGUAUCUGAGUCGGAUCAGACGGAGGAGGUGCAAGCGAAAAGGAAGAAAACCAAUGAGGACAAAGAGAAAACAGCAAGUAUCCCUCUUACUCAUACUGUAGUUUUAGGAUAUAAAUACUCUGUGCUUGGUUAA